Messenger RNA from Xiphophorus couchianus (Monterrey platyfish), 3396 nucleotides. It is a transcript of the gene adck2, whose product is annotated as aarF domain containing kinase 2. The record is from RefSeq and is a predicted model, not a curated record. Gene Ontology annotation, cellular component: mitochondrion. The transcript is spliced from 9 exons. Lineage: Eukaryota; Metazoa; Chordata; Actinopteri; Cyprinodontiformes; Poeciliidae. The coding region runs from base 423 to 2102 and encodes 559 amino acids.
CCGGCGAAACGUCAUACCCGGAAGCGAGUUGUUAGUGCAAUGUUUUCAUGGGUAGCUCUGUUCUCAGUGGAAAUGACUGAUGUUUUUUAGAUGUACGUUCCUGCCUAUUGGGCUGUGAAAUGCGUUUGUUAUCCACACUGAGAGUAGAAGCACAGCAGAGGGAUUUCUGCUGCAGGAAACCGCAGCUGCUGCCCUUCUGCACCGUAUCCACAGGUAACGUCGGAACAGAGACACAUUCGUGUAUUUGGUGACAGACGGUCUUCGUCUAAGCCGCAGCUUUGUUCUUGAGGUGGAAUAUCUGCAUUACAGCGUCGGAUAUUUGCAUGAGAGGUCACAUUCUCCUCGUUUUGGUAUACUUUUAUUAAAAGGGCAGAAGAAGCGAAUGUGGACUCUUGCACCGAGCUAAGGGGAUAGCUGACAGCAUGGCCGCGAUGCUGGCAUUUGGAGCCAGAGGACUCCUGGUCAACCUGAGGUCCACUCUGCAAAGAGCGGGCUGCUAUGCCAGAUGCAGGCUCGUGCAUAACCAGCGGACACGUUUGAUCAAAAGAGGACAGAUUCUUACUCACAUACCCAAGGUCGCGCUGCUGUGUUGGGGUGCUGUCAGUGCUUCAUCCUUUGCAGCCAAGUGCCAGGAAGCAACUCUUCCACCUAAGGCAGCAGACAGGAAGUCCCUUGCAAAAGUCCAAGUCCACAAAGUGGUAUUCUUCCUUCGUCUCAGCCUUCGUGCUUUGGUGCUUCUCUGCAAGUUUGGUCCCCUUCUUCUCCUUUACCCCUUAGCCCUGAUGUCCACCCACUGUGCGUCUUACUGGCUGAAGGCCCUACUGUGGGUGACCGAGACCUCGGGUCCCACUUUCAUCAAGCUGGGACAGUGGGCCAGCACCAGGCGGGACAUCUUCUCUCGAGAGUUUUGCGAAUGCUUCUCCAGGCUCCACGUCAAGGUGUACAGAGGCUGGGCCAGGGUCGGUCAGGUGGAGGACCCGUCUUUCCAGUCGAUUGUAGAAGAGAUGGAGAGAAAAGACCUGCUGGAAGCCUGGGAGAUCCCCGGCCUCGGCGGUGUGGGUGGCGUUCUGCAGCAGGCUGGGGAGAGCAGCAACGAGAAGGAGCGCCUGAUACCUGUGGCAAUCAAGGUGGUCCAUCCAGGCGUCAGGAGGCAGGUAGAGAUAGACUUGCUGCUGAUGAAAGCAGGCGGCUGGCUCCUGCACUGCCUGCCCGGACUCAAGUGGCUCAGUCUGUGUGAAGUCGUCGAGGAGUUUGAGAAGCUAAUGACCAAACAGAUCGAUCUCCGCUUCGAGGCCAGAAACAUCGAGCGUUUCCAAGAAAACUUCCGAGACGUGGAGAGCAUCAGGUUUCCGACUCCGCUGCGGCCGUUUGUCACCAGGAACAUUUUAGUGGAAACCUUUGAAGAGAGUGAGCCCAUUUCGAACUACCUGAGCUCUGAGAUUCCUCAGGAGGUGAAGCAGAGAAUAGCCAGAAUGGGAGUUGACACCCUGCUGAAAAUGGUGUUUGUGGACAACUUUGUCCACGGGGAUCUGCAUCCCGGCAACAUUCUGGUCCAAUAUCCGAAGUCUCUCGCUGGUUCCAGCGACGCAGUUGGCGCCACGGGGGACCACCUCGGAAAGACCACCCUCACGGACUUGUUGGACACGGUGGUGGUCAGCGUCAGACCGGGCCCGUGUCCUCUGCAGCUGGUGCUGCUGGACGCCGGCAUCGUGGCUCAGCUCAGCGACCACGACCUCGCCAACUUCAAGGCCGUCUUCACGGCGGUGGUGCUGCGCAAGGGCGACAGGGUGGCGGAGUUGAUUUUGCACCAUGCCCGAGCCAACGAGUGCAAAGAUGUGGCGCUUUUUAAGAAGGAGAUGGCCGAGUUGGUGGAUCAUGCCGUCAGCAACACCCUCUCUCUGGGAAAGAUUCGAGUAGCUGAUUUGCUCUCUAAGGUGUUUGGCUUACUCAUCAAGCACAAGGUGAAGCUGGAGAGUAACUUUGCGUCCAUUGUGUUUGCCAUCAUGGUGCUGGAGGGGCUGGGAAGGUCGCUCGAUCCCGACCUGGACAUCCUGGAUUUGGCCAAACCCCUGCUGCUGAAGAACUGCGCGUCGCUGCUCUGACGCGCACGCACUCCCCGUCAGCAGACGCACAAGACAGGCAGCUGUGCAGUUAGUAGGUGAAUUUGCAGGUACUAUGUUUCUACAAUACAUCCUCUUAGUACCGUUUCAGUGGGUUUUCUUCAGAAUUGCAAUGCAACGUUCCCCGGUAGAUCCCGAGAUCAUUUCAUUAUAUUCCAGCAGAGUCCAGGACGUCAAUGCCUCACGGUGGUGUCUUUUAUUUUUUUAGUGGCUGCAACAACUUUGAUUCCUUUUGUUUACGCUUUGUCUCCUGCAGUCUGUAUUAAGUGGGAGCUUUUCAUACAUCGACAUGAACUUUAAAAGCACACUCACUGAUGAGAGUUGAUACAUUUUACAGAAAUAGUUUACUAAUCAGUGAGUCAGACGCAUGAUGUAAUCAGAGGGCAUUUCAGUAACUAUGUAAGAUGAAAUGACAGAAUCCUAAAAGAAACCCAAACUGCUUCUCGGUUACCUGGUUUUCUUUUUAAUUGGUGCCUUGCUAAAGUAUUCCUGUCCCUUAAAACACUUCUUUCCCCCCAUGUUAAAACCACAGACCUUUUUGUAUUUAUUUGGAAUUUCGUUAUACCAACCCAACCGAGCGCAGAAUAGUGACCUACAAUCACAAGAUUGAUGUUUUGUUUUGCUUUAAAACGCCCAAAAUGUGAAAGUGUGGUGUGGAUUUGUGUUCAGUCCUCUUGAGGGAACAUCUUGAGACAAAUGUUUUCCAAUUCUGUGUGACGUAGCAAUCAAAAUGAACGAAUGAGCAUUGUUUUCAAGUUUCAAAUACAGAAAGGCUUUUUUUUUUUUUUAAAUUCUGUUGACAUUUAUGCACUACUGUAUAUUUGUUGUGGCUGAAAGGGUAUGAAUACUUUUGAAGGCACUGUGUAGAUGUCUUUCAUCCCUGGAGUGUUUAUCUUCUUUUAAUAUUUUAUGGAUUUUAUUUUAGUGUUGAUCACAAAACUGUAAAAUAUGUACUGAUAAUGUAUUUUAAUUGCCUGUUAUAAGACAUACUCUCUUCCAACAUUCAUGCCAUUAAAAUGUAAUACAAUCUAAUUUUGAUUCUUUUCCUACUUUUGCCUGUGUGGCCUCUAACCGCGACGACGAACUCCAAACCAAAACAGACGACUACCUUCAAAACAAAAAAAUCCAUUAAUCUACAAUUUAUUAAAUCUGUCAAUGAAAAACAGACAAAACUCAAUUCUGUCGAUGUCAUCAGGAAGAACAGUCAGCAUGGCUGAGCGAUGAAGAUCGAGAGGAUUCGGUGCAAAAAAUUGGGGCGGAGGGGUAAAUGGGGAGG